Molecule: messenger RNA, 1898 nt
Organism: Wasmannia auropunctata (little fire ant)
Lineage: Eukaryota; Metazoa; Arthropoda; Insecta; Hymenoptera; Formicidae
Exons: 6
Coding region: 188-1438 (416 amino acids)
Biological process (GO): pyruvate biosynthetic process; L-serine metabolic process; D-serine biosynthetic process
Molecular function (GO): serine racemase activity; ATP binding; magnesium ion binding
Source: RefSeq, a predicted model, not a curated record
CGAUGAGAGCCGACACAGAGCAGACUCAACGCUAUUCCUUCUGACAGAUUAUCUGCAAUUGCGUGUUAUAUAAUUCUUAUCAAACAAGCAACGUUUUAUAUUAUAUAUACAUCUGUGUUUUUUCCAUUAAGAAGAAAACAAAAUUUUAUUAAAUUAAAAUUCAAGAAAAGAAGUGGAAAAGAAAAUAAUGGAAAGUAAAAGUGAAACUAUAGAUCAAAGCUUAAGUGAAGAAGAUUAUGGCUUGCCAUUUUUUUAUAAUGUGAUCUCCGUAGUGAAACGACAAUGCUCGCGGUUUCAACAUUACAAAUGGAACAUAAUUGAAAAAGGUUCCAUAAAGACACCUCAAAGUGAAAGAAGAAAUUUCUCGCUUGAAUUAAUCGAUUCGGCACUGUCUCAAAUAAAAAAACACAUUGUGACAACAAAAUGCACUAAAAGUUCAUUUCUCAGCAAUACGGAAAAUAAAACCCCUAUCAAAAUCUUUAUCAAAGAUGAAGCUUUCCAGUCAAUGGGUAGUGUUAAAACACGAGGUGUGAUUUACACUCUUCUACAGCUGUCAGACGCACAGAGAGAAAAAGGAGUAAUUGCAGCCUCAACGGGCAGCUUCGCUACUAUUCUCUGUCAUUAUGGACACGAAUUGAACGUACCAGUGACAGUGGUGAUGCCGAAAUCAGCGGCGACUGAAGAUUUGAAUUUUUGCCAAUCAAUAGCAGCAAGAUGUAAAACUAAUAGAUGUCCAAGUUGUGUGAAAAAACAAAUAAAAGUGAUUACCCGCGGUAAUAUGACAGCAGCGUUUAAGCUUGCUUUACAUAUUGCCAAGGAGGACGGCUUGUAUUAUCUUGAUGGAAAUGAUAAUCCAGAUAUGAUCAUUGGACAAGCCACGAUGGGUUUAGAACUUAUAAAUCAAUUGAGUGACAUCGAUGCAGUCAUACUACCGACAAUUAUUGAUGGUUGCGGAUUAACAACGGGUAUUGCUACGGUUAUUAGAGAACGUAAUCCAAAUAUACGUUAUGUUUUUGAAGUUCAACCUGAAGUUAUUGAUUGUUUAGUCGAAAAUAUUAGAAACGAAGAUGAUUUGCUUCAUAAAUGGGGCAUUUCUGAAAUUAAGUAUCCGUGGUAUCAAGAUUUGAAUUAUCCCAAGGCGGGACAUUGGUUCGACGAAACUGUUAAGCCAAAUCAAAAGGAAGUUGAUAAAUAUGCUGAUGUCUUUAAAACAUAUUUAAAAAACGACUCCAUCAAACCUUAUGUAGCAGUUGCUUUAUUUCAGCUUCUACAUGAUAUUAAGUAUAAGGAUAAGUUAAAAAGGGUGGUAAUAUGUCAAUUUGGAAAAAUAGACUCAUCUAAGGACCUCACGGAUAAACCAAGUUCGGAACGUUGCACUGCUUGCUCGCUUCACAACUACGGAACGCUGGUUAGAGCUAGGCCCGCUAAUAUGUCGUGAAUGAAUCUGAAUGGUUGACAAUUCAUAAGAGAAGACAAUCGUUAAAAAAUCGAGCAUUUAUCUUAAGCACUCAAAUAUAAUCUGUAAAAUAUGACAUGCGGAAUACAUCGCACACUCGAGAGAGAGAGAGAGAGAGAGAGAGAGAGAGAGAGAGAGAAUUUAGUGGAAUUAUCGAUUCUCUUACAAUUUGUUUCUCUUACAAUAUAUAAUGCUGAUAUAUUGUUGAAUAGUAAUAUUAUCAAAUUAAUCAAAUUUUCAAAUUUAUGUGUAAGUUUUAUGCAACAGAAGAUAAACAUAAACUAAGGUAUAUAAUCAUAAGACAAUUGAAAUUAAAUUAUUCAAUUACUUAUAUACCUUAUUUUAUUCAUCUAUCUUUUUUGUAAACUAAUGGUAAAUAUAUUUGUGAUGCAUUGUUUAAUACGUUAAAAAUAUUUUUAAUACAGUAUAUACGUAUAAUAUA